Aspergillus heteromorphus CBS 117.55 is the source of this 300-nucleotide messenger RNA. RefSeq lists its product as uncharacterized. The record is from RefSeq and is a predicted model, not a curated record. The transcript is spliced from 2 exons. NCBI's taxonomy places the organism in Eukaryota, Fungi, Ascomycota, Eurotiomycetes, Eurotiales, Aspergillaceae. The coding region runs from base 1 to 300 and encodes 99 amino acids.
AUGAAGUUCCUCCUCCUCGCCUCCCUGCUCUCUCUUUCGGUUGCAGUAACCGCGGCCCCCAUCACCCAAAAUAGUAAACGGACCGAAAACAGCGAGAAUCUCUGGACGGCAGAGCAGAUCUGGAACGAGAAGCGCGCGGAGGACUCCGUGAUUACUUGGAAUGUGGAGCAAAUCUGGAACGAGAAACGCGGUGAAGCAGCUGAGAGUGUCUGGAGCGCUGGUGAGAAGCGCAGUGAGGGCUCCGAGGAAAUGUGGACGGCGGAGCAGCUCUGGAACGAGAAGCGCGGCAAGGACGCGUGA